UUGCGAGUUAUGAUUAGAUGGCGCUCUCGGGGGUGGACGCACACAUGUAAGAGGAGGAGGAGGAGAAUGAGUCGGGUAAUGUGGGCAGCUAGCAAUGAAGCUCAGUCAACAAUGGAAGCAGCGCAAAUCCACCGUCCCUCGCAGCAGCAGCAGCCAUGGAGUGAAGGAGGGGGUGAAACAGAGUGACACUGCCACAGCUAACACUCCCAAGCAGUCGUCUAGGCCGUCUCGUGGCAAUGACGUCACUCGUACAAAUUGUGAGUUGAGAGGUGAGGCACUCCCCAGAGAAACCAAUGCUAGACAGUCUGCAUCGGACUUCUCCUUUGGAUCUUCUUUUAGCAACGACCUAGACGAAGAUUUCUUUAACGCGGUCGAUAAACUGGAGCAGGACUUCUUAGACAAGCAGCCGACAGAAGUCGUGCAGCAUGAAGCAUCUGUGUCGCGUAGCACCGCCGUCACCGGCCGCAGCAACGCUUCAUUCCGCACUCCCACCGGCGUCCCCUCGUCCGUGAAGCUGCACAACACGAGGAAGCGUUGCCAUGGCACUGCGACAGCGCGUGGGGAGCAGCGGUCCCAACUCUCGUCUUCCCCGAAGAUCACGGACUAUCUCGCGAAGGCGGCGCGCCGCGCGGCAGUCGACGACGAUGCGGCGACGCGAGAGUGUGUCGAGAAGAAACGCGUCACGCCGGCUACGUCGCGCCGUGUGGCCUCGUCGGACGCCUCGAAACCCACAGCCGUUGCAGAUGCAGAGGCAGCUGUCGCCGCCGGUGAUGCAGACGACCGCACGGGUCGGUGUGCGCUGUCGUCCCGUCGCGCGGCGUUCCUGCGGGAGGACGAUGCGACGCCGACUGCAGACGCGGAUGCAGGUGUCGUCGUCGCCGCCGGCGACAAGGACACGGACGCGCGUCGCACCCGGUUUUCGACGGCACGAGAUUAA
Molecule: messenger RNA, 937 nt
Organism: Priapulus caudatus
Lineage: Eukaryota; Metazoa; Priapulida; Priapulimorpha; Priapulimorphida; Priapulidae
Exons: 5
Coding region: 95-937 (280 amino acids)
Source: RefSeq, a predicted model, not a curated record